Molecule: messenger RNA, 3432 nt
Organism: Linum trigynum
Lineage: Eukaryota; Viridiplantae; Streptophyta; Magnoliopsida; Malpighiales; Linaceae
Source: the annotation of a GenBank genome assembly
UACCGGCCGGUUCAACCGGUUCAACCGGAAAUUGGACCAAAAGCGGUACGGUAGGCUGAUUGUGCUGAUUUUACCGUGCCGGCCGGUUUUUUCGGUUUGACCGGUUGAACCGGUCGGUACGAUCCGGUUUCCUGGUCUAUGAUUCAGCUUCAUUUCUACGUAUUCUCGUCCAAUAUGUGGAAAAUAAUUAAAAAAGAAUAUUAUUUUGCUAUUUUUCUAUGUUGAAAAUGGGCCACCGUGGUUGUAUAAUGCUCUAUUUGGUUCUUUUUUUGAUGGAUUAUAUUUUUUAUACUAUCGCAUUUCAUUUCUCUAUCAAUAGUGAAAAACGGUAUUUACCGGUACAAAACGGUUGAACCACGAUCGUACCACAAAAUACCAUACCAGAAAGGAAUUUGGUAUGAUGUCCGGUACGAUUUCCUUUACCAUGAAUCAAACACACCGCUUUGUUUAGUAAAACGGUUGGACAUAUAGAUCGACCAAGAGGUGGGGAGGAAAAGUAAAGAAAACAGAUGGAGGCAAGUGACAUUGAAAGCUCGUACACUGUGGUGGUGAAGGAGGGAAAGAGAGGUGAGCUGGAUUGCAGGUUGUCUAUAGCUAAGUAGCUUAGGUGGCCUCUGCUUUGCGGUGAGCAAACCAAUUGGACGGCCAAGAUUAAAUCCAAAUGAUCGCCUUUAACGACUCCUGUGUUACAAUUCUCCUCCUCUUCCUCCUCCUCCUCCUACUAACACAAUUGGCAUUCAAUUCUCAUCAUUAAAUGAAUCACUCCUCCCCACCACCCUUUAUUUCAAGUAGUUGUUUCAGGCAGCUUUCAAUACUCACAACAACAACAAAAGAAAGAGAUGAGAAACAGACUGCCUGGCCUGGCCACACCCAUCUCUCCUUGUGAUUGUUCAUUAGCUCAUUGCCAUUGUCUUAAUAAUGCCCUAAUGUUGCUUUCCCCUCCUAUCUAAAUUACAACACAAUAAUAUGUUCUUUACUCUUAUAGAAUCAUGAUUUCCUCAUACGUGUGUGUAUAUAUAUGAAGGUGGUGGUAGCUAGUAGAAGAACACACAAACCGAGGGCCAACCAGCCACAGCCACAUAGAGAGAGAGAGAGAGAGAGAGAGAGAGAGAGACAUAGAUGAAGAAGGCAACUGUCAAGCUGGUGUGAUCAAAAUAGUGUCUUUCUUUCUUUCUUUCUUUCUUUCUUGCUACCUUUUGGAUUCCACUCUCUCUCACAAGUCACAACUCAUUCCUUUCUCCCUUCCCUCUUUUUUAAAAAAUUUCUUCCAUCCAAUGGCCUUUGCUGGGACAACAACAGCAGCAGCAGCAGCAGGAAGAGAAGUGGUGAUGAAUAUCAACUCCAAGCUUUUCCUUCUCUCUUCCUUCCUACUUCUGCUCCUCCUUCUCUCUUCUUCUCAAGCUAAGGAGGAGGAAUUCCAUGAGUACUACAAGUACCCAUUCAUAAGGAAAGCAAGCACAUUCACAUCUUCAUCUUCAUUCUCAUCAAGUGGGACAUCAGACAGUUCAUAUGACUACAUAAUUGUGGGAGGUGGAACAGCUGGCUGCCCUUUAGCAGCAACACUUUCCAGGAACUUCAGUGUUCUUCUGCUUGAGAGAGGGGGUGUUCCAUUUUCCAACGCCAAUGUCUCGUUCCUCAGGAACUUCCACAUAGCACUGGCUGAUACUUCACCCUACUCUGCGUCUCAGUACUUCGUCUCCACUGAUGGUGUUUUGAAUGCUAGAGCUAGAGUUCUGGGUGGUGGGACUUGCAUCAAUGCUGGGUUCUACACUAGAGCUAGCCAAAGGUUCAUAGAGAAGGUCGGCUGGGAGAAAAGGCUGGUCAACGAGUCAUACCCGUGGGUGGAGAACCAAAUCGUCCACCGGCCACGUGUCGCGCCGUGGCAGGUCGCCGUCCGCGACAGCCUCCUGGAGCUGGGCGUCUCCCCUUUCAACGGCUUCACCUACGACCACAUCAACGGCACAAAAUUCGGCGGCACCAUCUUCGACCGCUUCGGCCGCCGCCACACCGCCGCCGACCUCCUCGCCACCGCCAACCCCAGCCGCCUCACCGUCCUCGUCCACGCCUCCGUCCAGCGCGUCCUCUUCGACGCGCCAUCUUCCCCAAAAACCCAACACCCCAAGGCCGUCGGCGUGCUGUUCAAGGAUGAGAACGGCAACCUCCACCAGGCGUUUCUCAACAAUGAUGUCAGGAGCGAGGUCGUGCUCUCCUGCGGCGCGAUCGGGACGCCGCAGAUGAUGCUGCUGAGCGGGAUCGGGCCGAAACCGGAGCUCGACAGGCUCAACAUCCCUGUCGUGUUGGACAAUGUGAAUGUCGGGAAAGGAAUGGCGGACAAUCCGAUGAAUUCGAUUUUCGUGCCGACCAAGGAACCGGUGAGCCAGUCUUUGAUACAGACCGUUGGGAUCACGAAGCUGGGGGUUUACAUUGAGGCAAGCAGCGGGUUCGGUCAGUCCAAUGACAGCAUUGAGUGUCACCAUGGGAUCAUGUCUGCCGAGAUAGGGCAGCUAUCCACCAUUCCUCCGAAGCAGAGGACGCCAGAGGCGGUUGCUGCGUUCAUCAGGAGGAAGAAGGAGUUGCCACACGAGGCGUUCAAAGGAGGGUUCAUACUCGAAAAAAUUGCGAAUCCAAUCUCGUCGGGGGACCUGAAGUUGAUCAGCACAAAUGUGGAAGAGAAUCCGUCGGUCACGUUCAACUACUUCAGUCAUCCGAGGGACCUCCAGCGAUGUGUCGAUGGGAUACGAUUGGCUACGAGGAUCGUGCAGUCGAAGAAGUUUACGGAGAUCUUGAAGUGUGAUUGGGAGACCAGGGAGAGGAUUCUGAAUGCUAGUGUUCAUGCCAAUGUUAACUUGAUUCCCAAGCAUCCCAACGACACCAAGUCGAUCGAGCAGUUCUGUAGGGAUACGGUGAUCACGAUCUGGCAUUACCACGGUGGGUGUCAUGUGGGGAAGGUUGUGAACUCGGAGUACAAGGUUCUCGGGGUGCGUAGGAUGAGGAUCGUAGAUGGGUCGGUUUUCGAUGAGUCGCCUGGGACUAAUCCCCAAGCUACUGUCAUGAUGAUGGGAAGGUACAUGGGGCUGAAGAUUUUGGAGGACAGAUUAGGAAAAGGAGUUGCAGGUGUGUGAAGAUCAAAGGAUCUCUUCUAUGGCACUAUGAGGACUAGGGUUCAUUAAUGAGAAUUGUAGCUGAAUAGAAGGUUUAAUUGUGAUGUAGGUUAUUAUUAAUGUGUGUUGUGUGUCAUAGGUAUUUGUAAGGUGUAGAAAAGUGGGAAGUCCGGAGAAUGUUUUGUAUCCUUAAUUUCAUAAUUUGAGUAACUGGUAUUGUUGUCUACUGCAGUAAGAACUGUGAAAUUAGUUAAAGGAAAGUGAAGCAUUAUGAAUGUAAUGUCCUGUCCUUUUUGCCUUUGAACACAAAAAAGAAAGAAAUAAUCUUUCC